This is a messenger RNA of Amyelois transitella, 1449 nucleotides long. It is a transcript of the gene Tango14, whose product is annotated as dehydrodolichyl diphosphate synthase complex subunit Nus1. Gene Ontology annotation, cellular component: dehydrodolichyl diphosphate synthase complex; endoplasmic reticulum membrane. The transcript is spliced from 2 exons. The record is from RefSeq and is a predicted model, not a curated record. Lineage: Eukaryota; Metazoa; Arthropoda; Insecta; Lepidoptera; Pyralidae. The coding region runs from base 161 to 928 and encodes 255 amino acids. Gene Ontology annotation, molecular function: ditrans,polycis-polyprenyl diphosphate synthase [(2E,6E)-farnesyl diphosphate specific] activity.
AGCUCGUGAUUGGCUGUCAUUUUGGAGCGGCUGACUGGACCGAUUGUCCGUGUCUGACUGAUCUUUUGGUAUCGCUUUGGGACACGGAGUUUUGUUGCAAUAAAAUGAUUAAAUAGAAAAUGAUUAACGUCGUUUACAGCGGCGCUUUUAAUGAAUAAACAUGCUGUCAAGAUUGUUUCGUCAGUUUCUGUUUGCGUUAGUACACUGGGCUGUGAAUAUACUUGUUGCUGUUCAAAAUGUUUAUCAGCAAUUCUGGGUGCAAAAGUGGUGCAUUUCGUCUAAAAGUGAAGUGAAUAAAAAUGAUAUAAAAGUUAUUUUGGAGAAUAUGCCAAAAAUGAAGAAAAACUUGAAACAUUUAGUGGUUCAAGCCGACACCGACAAUCAUAGUUUGAGAGACCUGGCGCGAAUUGUGAUUUGGAGUCUCGUAGCUGGGAUUCCAUUCGUUAGCUUUCACGAUAUUACUGGAGAAUUAAAGGAGAAUGAAGAAAAACUGUUUCAUGAAGUUGAAAAAUGCAAAAAAGGCAUACCAGGUUUUAUAAAGUGGGCUAGAAUGCCAGAUCUAAAUGGUUACACCAAUGGAACACAAGCAAAUACCGUUACUGUGAAUAUAUUUUCAAAAGAUGAUGGUCGACCCGUUAUAGCUAAAUGUAUUCAGAAGAUUGCAGAAGGAAAAAUUUCUUGUACACAACAAUCUAGUGAAUUAACUGCACAAGAGUUUGGGGAGGUGUUAUCAACAUUAUAUCCUUGUAUUCCUGAUCCAGAACUGUUUUUGUACACUGGAUCUUCUUGUAGCACACAUGGUCUGCUGCCAUGGCAAAUAAGAUUAACAGAAUUUGUGCAACUUUCUAUAGGCCAUAAUUUAAGUGUUGAUAGCUAUGUAGGUGCUUUGUACAAAUAUAACAAAUGUGAUCAAAGGUUUGGUAAGUAAUUAUAAACAUACAAUAUUAUAGGCCUAAGAUUAAUCAGAUAAGAUACAUAUAUUUUACUAUGAAUUUGGGUGCCCUUUUUUGUUAUUGGUAAUGCUACUUUUCUGAACACAAAAAUGUAAUAAACCUAUUCGUUCUCAAGAAUGUGAAUUCUUGGUUUAGGUAUUAUGCUAUUGAUACCUAAACAAGUCCUAGUAAUAGCAAACGCUAAAAUAUAGCAAUACUAUUUAAGUAACUAAAUAUCCACAUAUAGGAGGCCUUUAAAUUGAUUUCUAGUAGUAGUAGGCACCAUAUUGCAUUAUUUCCUUAUAAUUUUAUAUCCAUCCCUUUAAUUGGAAUUAGCCAAAUAAAAAAAUAUAUUUUAAGUAGCAUUAAAGAUAAAAUGAAUAUCUUGGGUUUCUUUAAAUGAAUUGUGCCUAAGCCAUGGCAGUUUUCACCUCAGUCAAUAAGUGAUUUAAUGUAGAAUUACAGUAAAAAUUAUAAUUUAUUUAAUGUAAUCUUAAUAAAACAAUGCUUCAUGUUA